AUGGCCGCAUCAUUGGUCCGGUUCGUCGACCCUCCCGAGCUGGGAAAGACAAACCCCGUCUAUUCGGCCCUCACCAUCGUGCCCAUAGGCGACAGCGACCUCGUUACCAUCUCGGGCCAGGUUGCGGUUGCACCCAGCGGUGAGGUCCCCGAUACGUUUGAGGAGCAGCUCGAAGUCUGCCUCUCCCGAUUCGAGACGUGCCUAGCCGCUGCAGGAGCCACGGUGCACGAUCUGAUCCGGUUCAACUACGGCAUCGUCGAACACGAGGAGGGCACAACGCCGAGUCUCAUCAUCAAGCGGGUGGCCGAGUUCCUCCAGGGCCAUAAGCCCGCCAGCACCUACUAUGUAGUCCGGUCGCUGAGCAAGGCCGAGUAUAAGCUCGAGUUUGACGGGAUGGCGGUUGUCAAGCGCCGAUGA
This is a messenger RNA of Phaeoacremonium minimum UCRPA7, 417 nucleotides long. Its product is annotated as putative endoribonuclease l-psp protein. The coding region runs from base 1 to 417 and encodes 138 amino acids. NCBI's taxonomy places the organism in Eukaryota, Fungi, Ascomycota, Sordariomycetes, Togniniales, Togniniaceae. The record is from RefSeq and is a predicted model, not a curated record. The transcript has a single exon.